AUGCGCGUCGUUCCUCCCUACUUUUUCUUUGCCCUCAUCUCUGCCGCAUAUGCUGCCCCUGCUCCUGUAGCUCCUGCUAGUAGCUUUCCCAACACUGAAGCUGAAGCUUAUGCUUCCAACCUUCCCCCUGAUCCUCGCACGCUCCCUGAAUUACGAGCUUUUUCUGAUGUCAAUGACAGCAUGAAAACUAACUUAGCCUAUGGGAAUGUACCCUCCGGAACACCUCCCCAAGUACGAGGUACAGCGAUCACUCUUGAGCUUGAAGGACGACAACCUGGAAACGACAAGCCAAAUAUAUUCGCAGCCAGCAAUUCCUUGGUCAAGACUGUUCGAAUUAAGUUCGUGGAACAGUACGAUCAUGCUGGAUCUGGAGCGCCCCAGCGUUUCACAGAGGGCGCGCCAACCUGCGUCGAUGAGUUGUUGAAAAGGAUAAUUGAAAUUUGGAAACCAAAUGUCCCAUUCACUUUAACCUACAUCAACAGUUUUUACGAGGUGCUCUCGGACGGAUUUGCUGUGCCUCCUACUGAAUUCGAGUUUUAUGUGUCUGGAAUAGGAGACUGCUUUCCGAAGGGAGCUGCUGUGGAAGGAGCCAGAUCUCGGCGAUCCUGUCAUGCAGUCGUUGACUCAAAAAAGAUAAUUAUCAAUAGAGAGGAUGUGAAGAAGGGAACGUCAAUGAUCUUCUCACAGGAGCUGCCGAAGAAGUUAUGGCGGCCAGGGAAUCCAAUCGAGGAAUAA
This is a messenger RNA of Lentinula edodes (shiitake mushroom), 735 nucleotides long. RefSeq lists its product as uncharacterized. Bases 1 to 735 code for a protein of 244 amino acids. The record is from RefSeq and is a predicted model, not a curated record. Lineage: Eukaryota; Fungi; Basidiomycota; Agaricomycetes; Agaricales; Omphalotaceae. The transcript has 3 exons.